Messenger RNA from Morus notabilis, 680 nucleotides. RefSeq names its product NADH dehydrogenase [ubiquinone] iron-sulfur protein 6, mitochondrial. Lineage: Eukaryota; Viridiplantae; Streptophyta; Magnoliopsida; Rosales; Moraceae. The coding region runs from base 80 to 388 and encodes 102 amino acids. The record is from RefSeq and is a predicted model, not a curated record. The transcript is spliced from 3 exons. Gene Ontology annotation, biological process: mitochondrial electron transport, NADH to ubiquinone.
AUGCAAAGUCCAAAAAAAAAAAAUCCCCUAUUAGCUAGUCGUUCAUCUCUCUCUCUCUCUCUCUCUCUCUCUCAGAGCUAUGGCGUCGAGUCUGAUGAAAACCCUAAUCCGAUCUUCGAAAUUGGCUCUGGGUACCAGAAAUCUCAGCCUUGUCCCCAAUCAAGUCGGCAACCACACGGCCAAAUGGAUGCAGGACACUAGUAUGAAAUCUCCAAUGGAGUUGAUCAACGAAGUUCCACCGAUCAAGGUUGAAGGCAGAAUUGUUGCUUGUGAAGGAGACAAUGAUCCGGCACUCGGGCACCCAAUUGAGUUCAUCUGCCUCGACUUGAAGGAGCCAGCUGUCUGCAAGUAUUGUGGCCUUCGCUAUGUUCAGGAUCAUCAUCACUAGGCUUUUGGGAUGACUACCGCGAACCAUGUUCAUCCUUGUAUCUUUGUUGAAGCCGUUUUCAAGGCAAAAUCAAUAUGAAGUGAUGAUACUUUUACUUGUGUCUAAAUUGGCGGAAUAAGGAUUAGUACAUGCCUCUACUCUUCAUGUUAUUCUUAAGUUUUCAAUGGAUACAAUUCAUUCCUCUUUCAAAAACUUAUUUGUCCAUUUUAUAUAAUGUUUGGAUAUCUGGAUAUAACUCGCCGGCGAUGCUUAUUCGCUGCUUUAAAUAAGCGAUCGUAAGACUUUUAACGAA